Coturnix japonica (Japanese quail) is the source of this 1126-nucleotide messenger RNA. The record is from RefSeq and is a predicted model, not a curated record. Lineage: Eukaryota; Metazoa; Chordata; Aves; Galliformes; Phasianidae.
GAUGGGGGUGCAGUGACCCCCCCCCCCCGGUCCACACAGCCCCCCCAGAGCGGUGCCAUGGAGCGAAGCUGCGGGAUGGACACGUCGGGGCCGGGCAGUGCUGCUGAGGAGGAGGAGGAGAAGGCUCCGGAGCAACGACCCCGCACCCGUUCUAACCCUGAGGGGGCUGAGGAUCGGGCGUUGAGCGCUCAGAGCAGCGUGGGGAACCGCAGUGAAGGCGAAGGGGAGGCGGCCAGCAGUGAGGACAGCCCGCAGGGAACCGCAGCCCCCGAUGGAACCGCCUGGCCCGGCCCCUCACAUCCCCCCCCCGAGGUGCAGGUGAAGACACCGAGGGUGAACUGCCCUGAGAAGGUGAUCAUCUGCCUGGACCUGGCUGAGGAAAUGGCUCUGCCCAAGCUGGAGUCAUUCAAUGGCUCCAAGACCAACGCACUGAACAUCUCACAGAAGAUGAUUGAGAUGUUUGUGAGGACGAAGCACAAGAUUGAUAAGAGCCAUGAGUUUGCAUUGGUGGUGGUGAACAAUGAUGCCACGUGGCUUUCAGGGUUCACCUCAGACCCCCGUGAGGUCUGCAGCUGCCUCUACGACCUGGAGACCGUCGUCUGCAAAUCCUUCAAUCUGGAUGGGCUCUUCAACCUCAUCCAGCAGAAGAUUGAGCUGCCAGUGACAGACAACGUGCAGACCAUCCCACCACCCUACGUGGUACGCACCAUCCUGGUGCUGGGCCGGCCCGGCUGCCAGCCCCAGUUCUCUGUGUCAGAGCAGAUGAAGAAGAUGCUGCAGUGCCCCUAUUUCUUCUUCGACCUCGUCUAUAUCCACAAUGGGGCGGAGGAGAAGGAGGAUGAGACCAGCUGGAAGGAGCUGUAUGCAUUCUUUGGCAACCUGGACACCAAGGGCACCAACUACAGAUACGAGGUGACACUGACGGGGCCAGCUGUGGAGCUGCACAACUGCAUGGCCAAGCUGCUGGCUCAUCCCCUGCAAAGACCCUUCCAGAGCCACGCAGCGUACAGCCUGCUGGAGGGGGACGAGCCCCCUGAGGUGGAGGCCACUGUUUGAGUUGGGGAGGGGCUGCUCCCAUUGGGUUUGGCUGGAAAUGGGGGAACAAAGAGCUGUUUUCCUGCCUGGC